Messenger RNA from Coturnix japonica (Japanese quail), 1740 nucleotides. RefSeq names its product RAB28, member RAS oncogene family (gene RAB28). Gene Ontology annotation, cellular component: phagocytic vesicle; late endosome; lysosome. Gene Ontology annotation, biological process: phagosome-lysosome fusion; endosome to lysosome transport. Gene Ontology annotation, molecular function: GTP binding; GTPase activity. NCBI's taxonomy places the organism in Eukaryota, Metazoa, Chordata, Aves, Galliformes, Phasianidae. The record is from RefSeq and is a predicted model, not a curated record.
CCUUAGUUACCGCUCGGGGCGUCACUCCGGGCCGAACCACUGCGGUGCUGAGCACGGUGCCGGGCUGAGCCACUCGCCUUCCUGCUGGGGGUGGUGAAACGGAAAUCAUCACAGCUGCCCCCUGAGUGCGCCCACAGCGGCUGCGGGUCUCGCUGCUCUAUAGCUCCCGUCCUCUCCCCCUUCCUCUCCGCUCCGUCGUUGGUUUCGUCCGGUGCGGCCCAUAGCGACGGCGGCCGCGCUGAGGGAAGAUGGCGGCUCCGGCGCCGCGGUCAGCUCCGUGAUCGUCGUGAGCUCCUUCCCUUCCCCGCGGCCAGCAUGUCUGACUCGGAGGAGGAGGAGAGCCCGGACCGCCAGCUCAAGCUCGUGGUGCUGGGGGACGGCACCGCAGGGAAGGCAUAACUGUUAUGCAGUCUUUCAUGAGAAGCGUGGUGAAGAGCAGUUUUAGGACUGAUGGGGUUAUUUGCAUUGCAGAGACAUCCUUAGCCACACGUUUUGCCCAGGAAACGUUUGGAAAACAAUACAAACAAACCAUAGGACUGGAUUUCUAUUUGAAAAGGAUCAUACUGCCAGGAAAUUUGAAUGUUACUCUUCAAGUGUGGGAUGUAGGGGGACAAACAAUAGGAGGCAAGAUGCUGGAUAAAUAUAUUUAUGGAGCUCAGGGUAUUCUUUUGGUGUAUGAUAUUACCAACUGCCAGAGCUUUGAAAAUUUAGAGGAUUGGUAUAAUGCGGUUAAAAAAGUGACUGAAGAAUCAGAAAUGCAGCCACUUGUGGCCUUGGUUGGAAAUAAAAUUGACUUGGAGCAUAUGCGCACAGUGAAAGUUGACAAGCAUCAGCGAUUCUGUCAGGAAAACAAUUUCAGUAGUCAUUUUGUGUCAGCCAAGACAGGAGAUUCUGUCUUCCUGUGUUUUCAGAGGAUUGCUGCUGACAUCCUUGGCAUUAAAUUAAACAAAGCAGAAAUGGAACAAUCACAGCAUGUUGUCAGGGCAGAAAUAGUGAACUACCCUGAAGAAGAUAACCAACAUCACAAUACUUCCAGCUGCCAGAGCAAAGUCUGCUCGAUGCAGUAGUUCAGAGGGUGGUGAAAGCAGAUAUUGUCAACUACAGUCAGGAGCCUGUGACGAGAAGCGUUAAUCCUCCUAGAAGCUCAAUGUGUGCAGUUCAAUGACUGUAUUAUUCUUCUCUGUUUUGAUACUUUUGGCUGUCCUCCUACUUUGACACAGGCUCUAGGAUUGCCAGGAGCUUUUAACAGUCACCAUCACUACAAUGUAACUACAAGUUUCAAAAGCGUGUUGCACCAUUUUACAUUAAGAAGCAGCAGGCAGUUUGUUUUUUUCUUUGACUGACUGAAAAUGAAAUGUUGAGACCACACACUUUGAAAAAUAAAAAUCUACAUUCUUUGAAAUUAUAUUUCAGUAAAGCAGUAGAACCGUGUUUGUUUUCUCCUAUCUGUUUGGCUGAUACUGGAAUGAAAAUGAGCGAAGAAGUAUGAUUAUGGAAGUUUUGCCAAAGCAUUUCUUUUUCCUUUAUUUUUUUUUCUUUCUCCUGUGAUCUAAACUAGCAUUAUUCAUUCAGCAAAAUAUAACUUGGGGAAACUAUUGCAGGAAUACUUUUAGAUGACUAAUAUAUUUUACUUAGGGAUAACUUGAAAAGUAUUCCAUAACUGUAUAUACAUAGUGCAAAAUGUAUAAAUUGUAUCCAGGAAGAAUCAGUGCUUGAAAUAAAGCUGUAAUAUAAAAGUAA